Exaiptasia diaphana is the source of this 564-nucleotide messenger RNA. RefSeq lists its product as uncharacterized. Bases 23 to 508 code for a protein of 161 amino acids. Lineage: Eukaryota; Metazoa; Cnidaria; Anthozoa; Actiniaria; Aiptasiidae. The transcript is spliced from 3 exons. The record is from RefSeq and is a predicted model, not a curated record.
AAUGCAAUAGCCUUGUUUCAAGAUGGCUUUGCUGCGUAUAUUUGCACGUUGUAUGCUGUUAUUUAUCUUCGUUAUCAGUGCAAAAUCGGAUUCCCAAGAAACUGAWUGUUCAACAUCUCCAUACAGUAAAGUAGGUUGCUACAAACACUCAGAGAGCACUUCAGAGAACCUAGUAUGGAUAACACCAGGAGUAGCUCCAGAGGAUAUGCCAGAUUGGGAGACGUAUUUGAGUACUUUGGUGUGCCAGUGUUCUAGCUCGGCCAAAACUAAAGGCUUUACCUUUUUUGGAGUGAAGUACUACAAGYCAAAAAAUAGCUUAUUCUACAGGGGUUUGUGUUUCACAAUUCCCUUAGUGAACAAGCUCUUGCUCCAAGAAGACACCAACGGAUGUAUUGACUCUACUACAGGAGUUUGUGAUCCUAAUGAUGGCAGCGAUUGUAGCGGAAAAUCGUCUUCAAUCUUCAGUUACAGACGUACGUUCACAACAAAGUAUACAAUUGGCCGUUAAGACGCAGUUUCUUUGUUUAUUACUACAAUAAAUGUAAUAACAAUAAAAUAUGUCAA